Messenger RNA from Octodon degus (degu), 5578 nucleotides. It is a transcript of the gene Tmem151b, whose product is annotated as transmembrane protein 151B. The coding region runs from base 1105 to 2808 and encodes 567 amino acids. The transcript has 2 exons. The record is from RefSeq and is a predicted model, not a curated record. Lineage: Eukaryota; Metazoa; Chordata; Mammalia; Rodentia; Octodontidae.
CAGCCGGGUGGGCCUUCAGGCAGAGCCCCUUGGGGCCAGGGCUCCUGCAGGGUGCCUGUGUCUUCAUGCCAAGUGGGCACAGGAUGCUCCUUCCAGCCCCAGCUCCUAUGUGUGCUAAGUCCGGGGCCUCUUCCGGUGUCUGUGCCUGCCUUUCCACCUUGUUCCUUACCCUGGCCUGCUUCCAAGCCAGGCCUGAGGAAUUGAAGGGACAAAUCAGGUUCCCAGCAAAAGGCUGUGUGCACGUUUGGUGGGGAGACUUAGGCCACCCGGAGAAAGCAAACCCAAUGCUCAUUUCUCCUGGCUGCUGGGUGGCAGCACUGUGGGAGGCACCCAGGAUGCAGGGAUCCAGGCACGGGCCCUGCAAGACAGUAAACAACUCACCAGCCAACCCUGGGGACAGGGUGUGCCGAGUACUUUGGGAGACAGGCCCCAGAAGAGGACCAGAGUUGUUCUUGUAACAAAUGGCUGGACUUCAAACAUGUUCCUCCCUACCCCUGCCUUGUCCCCAUGUCCCCAUCCCCAUUCUGUCCCCAGCUACAUGCCUCUGUCCUUUUGAAUCCUCCUUCCAACUGCCUUCUGCUUGGGAACCCCAGCCCCUCCCUCCCAUUCUAGAACUUGCGGGAAGGAUGUUAGGGUCUUGCAGGAAGACUUGAAGGAGGAUGGGGCUCCAGAACAUGGGACUGAGCCUGGGCAGGCUUCCUCCUCCAGAGGAAGUAUUGGGGGGCUGUGGAGUGUUAGGGAGGUGGGUGGGCCAAAGGGGAGUGGCUCCUAGAACAGGAACUGAAAGUAUCUGCCAGAAGUCAGGGUUUACCUGUUAAGGACCAGGAGAUCUCAGGGGUCUCUCCCCCUUUUCGUUGAACAUGUGGAGGGGGUCUGGGCUGGGGACCUACCUUUGCUGAUGCCUAUCUGUCCUCCCUUCUCCCCCAUCCACCUUCUCCCACUUCAUUGUCAUCUUUGCAUCUGUCUUUGGACUCUCUCUGGGUGCCAUCCUACCCAUCUGUGUCUUUUUUGCUUCCUGGGCCUCCAUCCCUGGCUCUCAUCCUCUGCCCUGGGGGCUGUCUCUGCACUUUCCUGCAUUGGCUUUCUGGUCCCUUUUCUGACAUCAUGACGCCCUCUGGGUCGCUCUGUGUUCAUCUGUGGCCCCUGGCUCCCAUCUCGGCCUUUUGUUUGUUCCCCAUCCCUGUGUCCCUGCCUCUGUGCCUCCAUCCUGCUUCUAUUUUUCCCUCUCACCUCCUGCUCAUCCUGGCCCCUCCCUGCCCAUUUGAGCAGCAGCGUCCCAUCCAGCCCUCUUUCACCAAGUCCCUCUGCCGUGAGUCCCACUGGAAGUGCCUCCUGCUGUCGCUGCUCAUGUACGGCUGCCUGGGGGCAGUGGCCUGGUGCCACGUCACCACAGUGACCCGCCUCACCUUCAGCAGCGCCUACCAGGGCAACAGCCUCAUGUACCACGACAGCCCCUGCUCCAAUGGCUACGUCUACAUCCCCCUGGCUUUCCUGCUCAUGCUGUAUGCUGUCUACCUGGUGGAGUGUUGGCACUGCCAGGCCCGCCAUGAGCUGCAGCACCGCGUGGAUGUGAGCAGCGUGCGGGAGCGUGUGGGCCGCAUGCAGCAGGCCACACCCUGCAUUUGGUGGAAGGCCAUCAGCUACCACUACGUCCGCCGUACCCGCCAGGUCACCAGGUACCGCAAUGGAGACGCUUAUACCACCACCCAGGUGUACCAUGAGCGCGUCAACACGCAUGUGGCUGAGGCUGAGUUCGACUACGCCCGUUGCGGCGUCCGGGAUGUGUCCAAGGCGCUGGUGGGGUUGGAGGGUGCGCCAGCCACACGGCUGCGAUUCACCAAGUGCUUCAGCUUCGCCAGUGUGGAGGCGGAGAACACGUACCUGUGCCAGCGCGCUCGCUUCUUCGCGGAGAACGAGGGCCUGGACGAUUACAUGGAGGCGCGCGAAGGCAUGCACCUGAAGAACGUGGACUUCCGAGAGUUCAUGGUGGCCUUUCCGGACCCGGCGCGGCCACCCUGGUACGCGUGCUCGUCGGCCUUCUGGGCUGCGGCUCUACUUACGCUGUCAUGGCCGCUCCGCGUGCUGUCCGAGUACCGCACGGCCUACGCGCACUACCACGUGGAGAAGCUCUUUGGUCUCGAGGGCCCGGGCCCGGGCUCGGCGGGCGGCCUGAGCCCUGGCGACGAGCUGCUGCCCCCGCUGGCGCACCGUCUGCCGCGCGUGGACACGGUGGACAGCACGGAGCUCGAGUGGCACAUACGCUCCAACCAGCAGCUCGUGCCCAGCUACUCAGAGGCGGUGCUCAUGGAUCUGGCGGGCCGCAGUGCGCACGCCCGGGGCUUCGCGCCCUCCUGUCGCUACGGCGGUGUGGGUGGCCCGGGCGCGGCCCCGCUGCGCCGCAGCUGCGAGCAGUGCCAGCGCGUGGCCAGCAGCUCCUCCAUCUUCUCGCGCAGCGCGCUCAGCAUCUGCGCCAGCCCGCGCGCGGCCGCAGGGUCCGGCGGGGGCGUGGGGGGCGCGGGCAGCCGCUUUUCACUGGGCCGCCUCUACGGCUCGCGGCGCAGCUGCCUGUGGCGCAGUCGCAGCGGCAGUGUCAACGAGGCCAGCUGCCCCACGGAGCAGACGCGUCUGUCCAGCCAGGCCAGCAUGGGGGACGACGAGGACGAGGACGAGGAGGAGGCUGGGCCGCCGCCGCCCUACCACGAUGCGCUCUAUUUCCCCGUCCUCAUUGUGCACCGGCAGGAGGGGUGCCUGGGCCACAGCCACCGGCCUCUGCACCGCCACGGCUCCUGCGUGGAGACCUCACUGUGACCCGGGACCCGGAUGGGUCCGUGCGCCCCUCACUGGACAGUGUGCCCCGCGUGGAAUCAGGGAGUGCGGGUGUCACUCAAGCUGUGCGGGGAAGGAACGGGACAGGAGGGUGUUGGAGAGACACCAUGGGGCCCAAAGCCACCUGUCCUGGAUAGACGGCUGGGGGGCGUGGCUCCCCAGAACCCCACCCACUCCCACAGUUUAUGAAGGCACGACCCCGCCGCACAUGAGAGAGUUUGAGCAGCCUUCUGGUGGCCUGACUGUUAGUGGCAACUAAGCAGGGAGUGGGGGGACCCGGGCUGAGCCUCCUCUGGAGGGUGCAUUGCCCUCUGGCAGCUGAGUGGUGUGGAGCUAUAGCAAGGACUCAUGGGACUUUCCUGACUCUUAGGACUUCUCUUGGGAACAGCAGGGAUGGCUUCCACCCAGCUGAUACAUUCAGUGGCUCCGAGGCCAGGGCCAGAUGACAGCCCCAGCACUGUCCCCACACUAUGGCAAUGUGGCUGUUCUCUUCUUAGCAUUGGCCCUAGAGCUUGGGGUUUCCUUUCUCCCUCUUCCUGCACUGUUGUUUGUCACUGGGCCCCAGGGGCAGGUCCUGAGGGACUGUUCCCAACACCAAUGUCACUAACCUCUAUCCUGGGACAGGAAGCCUCAAUCUUUUCUGGAAACUCAGCAGCUUCCCCUUUGGGUUCUGGUGGGUUCUGGUACAGCUAGCGUUAAAGCUGGCCAGCAUGAAUGAUCCAUGAGAUGCACCUGGAUGAGAGGUGGGCACUGGGACACAGCCGGCAGCAGAGGGUGGAGAGAGGACCUCUCAGUGGGGGCUCUUGCCUCUCAGACCUGUGGGGAGGAGUGGCAGUCUUGCCCUUCACCGUUACCUCCGUGGGCUGAGGACCAGGUCACUGGCCCAAACUAGAGGGAUACUUGAUUCCAGUGGCAGGGUUGGAGGCAGGAAUUAUCCAACCUCGCCACACUUCUCCAUCUCCCCGAACCCAGAGUGGAAGCCCUACCGUGUGUCCCAGGGUCUUCAGAGGGACACCUUCCAUUGCGGGGGCGUUGGCCCUGUACUGUUCCCCAGAGCUCCAUCUUGACGUUUCUCCCCAUGCUUCCCACCACCUUCCUGAUGUGCUUGGUGUGCAUGUCUUUGUACAGCCCUUCGCCGUCCCAGCUGCCCGGCUCCUUUCCCAGCAGGCUUAGUGCCUGGGGUCCAGGCUCACAUCUCAGCCUAGAGAAGAUGACUUUGGGCACCCAGACACUGUGCCCCUGAUGCUUCUUGCUUCUCUGCUGCCAUCAGAGCUCUGUUGUUGGCCUUUCCUGGCCACUUCCUGUUGGGCCUCCCCCUGCCCAGCCAGGGCUGUACCUGCUUGGGGAUGUGGCCUCCACCUAUGCAACAUCACCUCCAACUCCUGCUGUCCUCAGGAGGACAUGAGAUGGGGCAGGUUGUGGGGGACACGGUAGCCUGUGGAUCAUUGGGGGGUGGGCUUCCCAGGCACACAGAGAUGGGUAAGGGAGGAGAGGCCAGAGAGGGAGUGGUUUGGGCAGAAGGGCACAACUGUACCUGCCUGCAAGCUCACAAACCCACUGGGACCCUGAGUCUGUGCUCCUCAGGGCCUGGCAGUGGGAACACCCCUCUCGGGAGGUGCAGUGGGUCCCCAUUAUUAUUUCACCUGUACCAACCAUUUCUGCUAAGUGUGCUCACCCAGUCAGCCUUGCCUCCCACAUACGCACAGACUUAGAGAGAAACUGAUUCUUUGGUCUAUUUUCUUGGUAGCUUUUAUUGAUUGCCAGGGAAAACGAAAACCAGAAAAUUAAUUAAUCUCUAAAAUUAAACUUUACACUGAAUGUUCUUGUUUCUCUAAUUAGAGCCUCUGCUAGCAGCGGUGGCCGCACACACACACACACCCUCACACUUACACGUUUGCACUCUGAAACUGUUUGAGGGUGUCAGGCACGCAGGACUCGAGGCCACCCAGACAGGUACAAGAGUGUUACCCCCCUCCAAGCCCCUGUGGUGCUCUGUUCAGUGUCUGCUUGUUGGAAGGGGUCCCUGGAGAGUGGGCACCCCUGGGCUGUGGUUGAGAUUUGUGGCUCAGCCUUUGGGGACCUGGGCCUGAUGGUUGGGCAUCCUGGCUAACAUGGAUUCCUGUGGGUGUGGCCAAGCUGAGCAGCUUCAGAGUGACAGGGACUCAGUCAGGGCACCUGGAAGGCUUCCCGUGUCUGGGGACAAGGGCUGUCAGGCGAGCUGGGCCUGGUCGGGAGGAGACAGGUCUCUGUUUAUUGGGUGCAUCACACUGUGGCCUUUCUGUCGUGGAUUUCCAAGCGCACAGAUUGUACAAAUCUAACUGGUGGAUAAUAAAGUUGCGAUGACCCACCGACAUCCCCUCUGGCGUGGCACUUCUUCCUCCCUCCAGCAAGGGUGUCACUACAUUUCCUCAGCUGCUACCAUCAUGACUUCCUCCCUGCUCCCCACCUUCCCAAGUGGGAAGUGGGGAUUAGCAGGUGGUACGGCCUGCAGAAUUCGGUCGUGUAAAGCAGAGUUGGGCAUCAGGGAGAUGAUAUGCUUAGGGGUGAGUGUGGAAGGAAGAGUCUGGCUUUGCUGUGACCAUGGUGUGUGUGUGUGUGUGUGUGUGCGCGCGCGCGUGCGCACACGUAUACAUGUAUGCACAUGUAUGAAGGUUAAAGACCCCAUCAGCAGUCUGGAUGGUGAGAAGAUGGAGGAGAAUCACCCACAUGGGCAGCAUGUGUGAGAGUUAGGCAUGUACGAUCCCUUGGGGUC